Molecule: messenger RNA, 10811 nt
Organism: Nothobranchius furzeri (turquoise killifish)
Lineage: Eukaryota; Metazoa; Chordata; Actinopteri; Cyprinodontiformes; Nothobranchiidae
Biological process (GO): telomere maintenance; DNA repair
Molecular function (GO): ATP hydrolysis activity; DNA helicase activity
Source: RefSeq, a predicted model, not a curated record
AUCUCCCAGGUCUCUGCCAGCUGCUGGUUGUGGUCCCCCCAGGGCAAUCCUCUGCACCUCUCAAGGGGGCGGGGGCCUUUCUGGUUGCAGUCUCCUUGGGGUUUUUGUGUUCUGGGGCAGCGGCUGGAUCUCUGGGACUUGGAGCUCUCUUAGUCUCCUACACAUCUUUGGGGGCAGCAUUCACUAUGCCUGGCAAAGAGUCCAAACGCAAGGCGGAUGCUGCUAAGCGCAGCAAUCGUCCAGCUCCGCCUAUUCGAAUCGGGAUUCCAAGGCACAGCAACGAUGAUGUUAAUUUUUCUGGAACUGGCUUUCGUCAUCGAGUUCGUCGUUGGCCUACCAGUGUGAUUUCUAACAAAGCUCACAAGUUGGUCCUUCCAGAUGAGAUUCCUGACAAGAAAUUCGUCCUACUUGUUGGGGACUCCCACUUGAGGUCCGUGGCAGACGGCAUAGUCCCUAUGCCGGUUGGCGGCCUUGCUUUUGGUGUGAUGUCCACUCCAGGAGCUUGUGCAGAUCUUCUGCGCCUUGAGGUUUCACAGGCUGUGUUACCUCGGGAGCCUGAUGCUGUUUGCGUCAUGGCUCCUUCUAACAACCUUACGGCCAGCAGAACAGUUGAAGAGGCAGGGGAUGCAUUUGAGCGGUACCUUUUGGCUGUUCUCAGUCGCUGGCCUAAGGUUUUCUGUACCUCCAUGAUUCCCCGUUUAGUUGGAUCCUGGGAGCGUCAAGACCUGUUUCAGCAGGAGUACCACCGCAGAUCGGCUAAGCUAGGUGUAAGUUAUGUGCCGAUCCACGAUCACCUACCCAGGUACCGUCUUAAACUGUGGUGCCGUGAUGGUAUCCACCUCAGUGAUAAUCACGGGAUGCCUAUACUCACGCAACUGAUGUGGAAUGCCUCCUAUCAGUUCUUGGAGACACACGCACCAAAGCCACUGGUGCAGCACCAGGUGUCUCGUCCGCAGAAAGCGAGUAUUGUGCCCCGUGUGGUUGUGAAGGGUGUGGAACGCAUUCCACCUCCACGCCCUUCCGAAUGGACGUUUGUGAGACCUAGCGGGAAGAGGAACCAUUCAGGGGAAUUUGAAAAGACUUCUAAUUCCCCCAAGAAACGAGUGGUUGUUUCUAAGGCUGAUGACACUUCAGUGGCCUUGAAGGAGUGUUUCAUCCCCCUGAAUCCCGUUAGGUUCUCACCUUCAAUUCUGGCUGCCAUGGACACGAUUGCUCCAGCGGAUGGUCCCACAGACAUACAGACUACAUCUGUGCGACAUUUUAAGAAAGCAGCUAGGCGUGUCCAGCAGGAGGUUGCAUCCACACCUUGCAUAAAUCCUCUUGCAGACGUGGAGUCUGUUCGGUCUAGGAAGGAGGUGUUGGACUGUGACCAGCUGCCUUCACCCCACCAUCAGGAGGCAUCUGGUUGUCCUGGGUCUGUCUCUGGGUCUGUUGCUGCCCAUGCUGUGAUGCUUCGUUCUGGCCAUCACGCGCAUGCAUCACCCAGAGGUCAGUCUGCUAACACCCCUUCUUGCGUGCGUUCACAGGUUUUGCUGUCGUCUCUAGUUCCAGAGACAACUGUUCAAAAUCCUGUUGUAAAUAAUUUUGAUAAAGAUAAAACAAUUUUACACAACGAUGAUACAAUUUUAGACUCUGUCCUAGGAUCAUUUCAUCAGGGCGAUAGGCGUUUUAAAUAUGGGGGAGUUCAGUGUGCAGCUAUUACUGUUGUUGCUUUAACAAAGCACAAACAGAAGAGUGUUUUCUCUUGGGAUUUUGCCGUGUUGGAUAACGUUGUUGAGUUAGGAGAUGAGCUGUACACAGAUUUGCGCGACAACAAGAAGAUUAGAGGUGGACAUGAGUUUCUCUCUGUUCCAGACUUGCCAAAGGAAAUUGACAUGGAAGAACAGAGUUUUAAGCUUGUUUACGGGGAUUUCGUUUUAGGAGAUGUAGAUGUAGCUGAAGGCGAGUUAAUAGAUGCUGGUGUGUACACUCCUCUCCUGGAUGGAUUGAAGAAGAUGUGCACACAGCAUGAAACUUGCAUUAUGACAUUAAGUGGCAAUACUUGUGCUAUCAUUUGUGAUAAUGGACGUUAUGCUGUAGUAGAUUCCCAUGCACGCUCCGCAGACGGCAUGGUAGACCCGACAGGACAGAGUGUAGUUCUGUACUUUGCGAACCUUGAUAAUGUUUUUCAACAUUUUCAGAGGUUUGCUAGUGAACUGGUGGGAUCUCAGAGGUUAUUUGAGAUCACUGGAGUGGAUAUUGUUCAGAUGGACACAUUUAAAAAUGUAUCUGAACAAACAGAUGACAUUGACAUAAACCCUGUUAUUUUUGUUAGUGAUGCUAGUACUAAAGAUUUUCAUUUCAGUCCCGUUUCUACAGACGUGUCACAGGCGUUGAGUAAAUGUCUGAAUGUGAAGUCUGCGAUGGUUGAAUCAUCUCCUGUUCCUUCAUGUAGCACAAGUGUGGUUAACGUUGAUGAUGACAACAGUAUUGUAAACAAUGAUACAAUUUUAAGCUCACUUACAGGAUCAUUUAAUCAGAGCGAUGGGCGUUUUAAAUAUGGCGGCGUUCAGUGUGCAGCAAUAAGUCUUGUUGCUUUAACUAAGCACAACAUACAAAGUGUUUUUUCAUGGGAUUUUGCCAUGUUAGACAAUGUUGUUGUUUUGGGCGAUGAGCUGUACACAUAUUUACGCGACAGUGAUCUAAUAAGUGCUGGGAAUGUGUUUCUUUCUGUUCCAGAAUUGCCAAAGGAAAUCGUUAUGGGCAAACAGACUUUUAAGUUGAAUUAUGGGGAUUUUGUUUGUGGAAAUGUAGAUAUCGUUGAAGGUGAACUUAUAAAUGCUGGAGUGUACACUAGUCUUUGGGAUGGUUUGAAUAAGAUGUGUACACAAUAUGAAACAUGUUUUAUUACACUUGGAGACAAUACUUGCGCUUUACUUAGUGAAGAUGGACAUUAUGCUAUUGUUGAUUCACAUGCUCGUUCUGCAGAUGGAAUGGUUGACCCAAACGGUAAAAGUGUAAUUCUAUACUUUAGUAGUCUUGACAAUGUUUUUAGAUAUAUUCAGAGGUUUGCCAGUAAAUUAAAUGGAACUCAGAAGUUGUUUGAGAUCAGUGGAGUUAACAUUGUUCAGAUGGACACAUUGAAAAAUGUUUUUGAACAAACAAGGUUGCCUCCAACAACAGGAAAGGAGGUUAGACGUGAAGAGUCAUUUCCACUCUCGGAACCAAAAAAGUUACAGACAGAUGACACCGACAUAAACCCUGUUGUUUUUGUUAGUGAUGUUAGCACUAAAGAUUUUCAUUUCAAUCCCAUUUCUAGGGACGUGUCUCAGGUGUUGAGUAAACGUCUGAAUGUGAAGUCGGCAAUGGUUGAUGAAUCAUCUCGUGUGAUUGGUGAAUUGGGUGUACCAUGCAUGAAUAAAUCAAUAGUGGCAGAUGGAAACUGUUUUUUUAGAGCACUUAGUCAAGCUAUUUCUAGCACCCAGGAAUAUCAUAGAAAAAUCCGUCUUGCUUUGGUCAAUCAGUUAAAAAAGAAUCCUCAAAUGUAUCAAACCAUUUUAAGAAGUGAGUAUUCCUCGGUUUCGCAGUACCUCACCUCAUCCAGGAUGCAGUACGUUGGCAGUUGGGCAACUGAAGUGGAAAUUCAAGCUGCUGCUGAUUAUUUUGGCAUUAACAUAUUUACUUACUGUAAUGAUAAAUGGCUUAAAUAUACAUCCAACAGCAUCUUUUCACAGCAGGCUGUUUAUUUGGAGAAUAGUAAUGGUAACCAUUAUGAGACAGUGGUUUGUGUAAAACAACCUAACACAGGAACUUGUUAUGGUUAUUGUGGCCCUGUAAAUAGUAUUUCUGGUAGAUACAAUACUCGACAUGCCCCUACAGAACAUUUAAAAUGUUCAGUAGAAACUGUGACGCUUGAGCCGAGUUCCAUAGAUACAGAUGGUGUUAGUGUUGUUCAUUCAAAUACUUUAUUUACUCCUAUGUCUGCAGAUUUUUGUAAAACUCUGUGUAAUCGGUUGAAAAUAGAUUUUGAGAAACACAAUUCUCAAGAAUCCACAUCAGGUGGGCCUUUAGGAAAUGUGUGUAAGACAGAACAUAUUAUUGAAGAUGGUAACAGUUUUUUUAGAGCUGUAGCUCAUGUAAUUAGUGGGUCACAGAAGGGCCAUCGUAAGAUCAGACUCGCUGUUGUUUCUUAUAUGUCCAAAAAUGCUGAAGAGUGUGAGAACUUUCUGGGAAAAGAACAUGCUUCUGUGUCAGAAUACAUAAAAACGUCACAGAUGAAUUAUGUCGGUCACUGUGCUACAGAGGUAGAAUUUAGAACUACAGCUAGUGUUUUAGGAAUACCCAUAUUUAUCAACAAUGGCACAGAGUGGGUCAAAUAUAGUUAUCAAACUAGUAAUUUUGUCACUGAGGGACUAUAUUUGUCAAACUGUAAUAAUCAUUUUGAACCCGUUCUUUGCAUAAGACUGGGUAAUAAAGAAACAUGUUUUGGGUUUUGUAAAGUUGAUUCUUUGUCAGACAACGUAAACAAAUGCAGAAGGUCAACUAUGAUGCAAUUAAAUGCUGACCCAAACAUGGAAAAGAUGAAAACGAGGAAGAGUUUUUCCAGAUAUUUAAAGCAAAAUAAGGCUUAUGCAGAAGCCUCUAAUUAUAAAAUGGUAAAUGCAGUUAAAGACAAAAUAAAAAGUCAGAAGAAAAAUGCAUACAAGCAAAAUGUUGCUUACAGAAUGAAAAAGAUCAGUGCGACCAAAUUUAAAUACAAAUUUCUUCUUGCACAUAAAGAGAAAGUGAAAAAGAUGGCUUUGUUUAACUACCAUCACAACUUUUCUAACAAAGAAAAAGUUAAAAAGAGGACCAGUUAUAGCUACCAUCAUAAUUUGGCUCAUCGAGAAAAGCUUAAACAGAUGAGUGUGUAUAAGUAUCGUCAUAACUUAGCUCAUCAAGAAAAGCUUAAACAGAUGAGUGUGUAUAAGUAUCGUCAUAACUUAGCUCAUCAAGAAAAGCUUAAACAGAUGAGUGUGUAUAAGUAUCGUCAUAACUUAGCUCAUCAAGAAAAGCUUAAACAGAUGAGUGUGUAUAAGUAUCGUCAUAACUUAGCUCUUCAAGAAAAGCUUAAACAGAUGAGUGUGUAUAAGUAUCGUCAUAACUUAGCUCUUCAAGAAAAGCUUAAACAGAUGAGUGUGUAUAAAUAUCGUCACAACUUGGCUCAUCGAGAGAAGCUUAAACAGAUGAGUGUGUAUAACUCUCGUCAUAAUUUGGCUCAUCGAGAAAAGCUUAAACAAAUGAGUGUGUAUAAGUAUCGUCAUAAUUUGGCUCAUCGAGAGAAGCUUAAACAGAUGAGUGUGUAUAAGUAUCGUCAUAAUUUGGCUCAUCGAGAGAAGCUUAAACAGAUGAGUGUGUAUAACUACCGUCAUAAUUUGGCUCAUCGAGAGAAGCUUAAACAGAUGAGUGUGUAUAAGUAUCGUCAUAAUUUGGCUCAUCGUGACAAAAUGAAAGAGUUGACUAGAAAGAAAUACCUUAAUAUUGAGCAUAAAACAUGUUUAAUAGAAAGUAUCCAGCAUAAAAGAAAGCUGAUUAAAGUAAAUUCACAAAACUUUAAUUUUGUUGUAGAUCAAUUUUUAGAGAAAGUGAAAGAUGGACCUGAUUUUGUGUGUUGUGUCUGCUCACGGUUGUUGUUUAGACAUCAGGUCUUAAACUGUAAUCAAGAAUACUAUAGAAAAACCAAAGAAAUGUCACUUAUAGCAGAUAAAUGUGUAAGUGACAAUCAUCUGCACAAAUGCAAUGAUGCAUGUAGAUUACCUUGCAAAUUGAAUGUAUGUAGAAAUAAACUGUACAUCUGUUACACGUGUCAUUAUAAAAUUAGUAAAUGUCAGAUACCCCCAGAAAGUUCAAUCAACAAGCUGACUGUUGAUCCCAUCCCACCUCAACUGGCAUGUUUAAAUACAUUAGAGCAACAUUUAAUAGCGAUGAAUAUACCCUUUAUGAAAAUGUUGGCUCUGCCCAAAGGUGGUCAGAAUGGGAUUCAUGGUCCUGUCACUUGUGUACCUGCAAAUAUAGUGGAAACGUGCAGUUUGUUACCACGUACCAACAUGGAGGGGUCUUUAUUACCUGUAAAGUUAAAGCGUAAAUUGACAUAUAAAGGACACUAUGAUUAUCAGUAUGUUGACACACAGCAUGUUCAGGAAGCUCUUCAGUAUUUAAAACGUCAUAAUUUGCAUUAUAAAGAUGUAGAGUUCAAUGAGUCUUGGAUUAACACAUUUACUCAGGAAGAUGAGUCAUCUGUCUUGGAAGAGGAUAGUGGUUCUGGUAAAGAUGAAGAUACUUGCAUAGAUGGAGAAGAUGAGUUAUUGCAUGACAGACAACAACACUGUAUGUUUCAGGACACCUGUCUCAUGCCAGUAGAUAUAGGACAAGAAGCAUUGGACCAGUAUGUAGAUAACAUAUUAAAUGUAGCUCCAGGUGAAGGUAACAAUCCAGUGAAAUUGCUUUCAGAUUUUACAAAUGAAGCAAAAAGUUUUCCCGUCUUGUUUCCUUCAGGAUCGAAUACUUACUAUGAAAGCAGACAAUUUCGUUUGACUCUGAAUCGGUAUUUCAACAACAGGCUUCUUCAUGUCGAUGGUCGAUUUGCUAACAAUGUAGAAUAUAUAUUUUUUGCACAGUACAUGUCUGAACUAGAGCAGGUUGUGUCCAAAGUUUCUAUAGCUUUGCGUAAAGGUAAAAGCGGUGAAUCUCAGAAGUUGGGUAAUUUGAUACAGGAUCAGGAUUCUUUAAAUAAGCUGUUAGAGUUUGAUGAUGGCUACCGGUUUCUUAAACCAAUUCGCGGCACACCUGCUUUUUGGCAAUCUGCUCAGCGAGACCUCCUGGCUUGUGUAAAAAUGUUGGGCAAACCUACUUGGUUCGCAUCAUUUUCUUCGGCAGAUUUGAGGUGGACUAACCUUCUUUAUAGUAUUUUGAAACAGGAAGGCAGAACAGAGACAGUGGAACAGCUGGAGUGGGCUGAUAAAUGUGACCUCCUACGUAGGAAUCCAGUAACUGCUGCCCGAAUGUUUGAUUUUAGAUGGCAUGUCUUCUUAAGGGAAGUGCUAAUGUCUCCUGCCAAUCCCAUUGGUAAAAUAGAAGAUUAUUAUUAUCGUGUUGAGUUCCAGCAGCGUGGUUCUCCUCACUGUCAUUGCCUUUUCUGGGUUUCUGGUGCUCCCAUUUUAGAUAAGAACACAGAUGAGGAGGUCAUUGCAUUUGUUGAUGAAUAUGUGACAUGUGAACUUCCUUCUGAAGACAAUUCACUACAUGAAGUCGUCUCAUCUGUCCAGCAGCACUCCAAACGGCAUUCAAAGACUUGUAGAAAGAAAAAAACUGUUUGUCGUUUUAAUUUUCCACGACCCGCAUCUGUUAGAACUUUUAUUAGCCGUGGCGAAAAGUAUCAAGACGCAGUGAAGACUUGCAAGUGUGAUAAAACAGAUAGCACUGUACAGUGUGCCUGUGCGUCUCAAGAUAAAGCUCGUAAACAGGAAAUGGACAAAGAAGUAGCAAGUGCCAUUUUAACUAAAGUAAAGACUGCUAUUUCUAGUGAAGACUGUCCAUAUAACAGUGUAGAAGGUCUGUUUCAGGGCCUGGGUAUCAGUCAGGAACUAUUUGAGAUGGCAUAUAAACGAUUUAGUCGAAAUACACAUGUUGUUUUGAAAAGGGAAGUUAAUGAAAUCUGGAUUAAUCAGUAUAGCAAGUUGCUGUUAAAAGCUUGGAAUGCUAAUCUUGAUAUCCAGUAUUGCGUCGAUGCUUAUGCGUGCUGUGUAUACAUAAUAUCUUACAUGUCUAAAAGUGAACGGGAAAUUGGCCUUCUGCUUGCUAAUUCUCAAAGGGAAGCAGCCAAAGAUGGUAAUCUUAGUGCUAAAGAGGCCUUGAAGAGUCUUGGUAAUGUUUAUCUUCAUAAUCGAGAUGUUUGUGCGCAGGAAGCAGUCUACAGGCUAACUAACAUGCAUCUAAAGGAGUGUUCUAGGAAAGUUGUGUUUGUCCCCACCGGUGAUAAUAUAGUGAAAAUGAGUUUGCCUAUUUCUGUUUUGAGGCAAAAAGCAGCAUCACAGGAUCUUACUUCAGAUGACAUGUGGAUGACCGGAUUAGUUGAUCGCUAUAAGAAGAGGCCAAAUGAUGAUGUGUUCAAUGAUAUGUGCCUGGCUACGUUUGCAUCAGAAUAUCGUGUUUUGAGUAAAAACGAAAAAUGUAGAAAUCCUAUAAAGUUAAGUAAUGAUUUAGGAUUUGUUACAAAAAGAACUCGGACUAAACCAGCGGUUGUUCGUUACGCGCGUUUCUCUGAAACAAAAGACUCAGAGAAAUUUUAUCAAAGCAUGUUGCAGUUGUUUUUGCCGUACCGCCAUGAUGGUGAACUUAAGCUUAACUGUGAAACCUUUGAGGAAUUUUACAGAACUGGUUUAGUUAGAUUUUUUGAUAGAACAAACCACUCGGUAAAGGCUGUUGUAGAUUUAAAUCGGGGUAAAUUUGAAUUAGAAUCCGAUCAUUUGGACGCUGUGAAUAAUAUAGUCGGUGAUGUAAUGUUAGAAGAUGCAUGGUGUGAGUUGUGUCCGGCAGUUGAAAUGGAACGUUUGGAGUGUGUUGAAAUACUGAAAGAAUCAGAACCGACAGUAAGUGACGAGGCAGAAGUAAUCCCAGAUUUGGCUCCAUGUUCAAACCAAAUUGCACAUUUAGAGAAGAGAAACACGAUGAGUAGAGGUGAAGGUCUGGCAUUGAUUAGGUCUUUAAAUGAAAAGCAGUUUUCUGUUUUUAAUCAAAUCAGGCAGUGGUGUGUAGAUAAAGUUAAUGGUAAUAACCCUGAACCACUGCAUGUUUUUGUUACAGGCGGGGCGGGCGUUGGGAAAAGUCAUUUAAUUCGAGCAAUAGAGUAUGAAACACAGAGAUUACUGUCACCAAGCUGUAGACAUCCUGACAAUGCAUGUGUAGUAUUGGCAGCUCCUACUGGGAUUGCAGCAUAUAAUUUAGGUGCAACAACAAUCCACACUACACUGUCUAUAGGAAAGGAUGUGCGCUUACCGUACACUCCUCUGGGUGAAGAAAAACUAAAUUCUUUACGUACAAAAUAUUGUGAUCUGCAGCUCCUUAUUAUUGAUGAAAUAUCAAUGGUAGAUCAUAACCUGUUGUCCUAUGUUCAUGGUAGAUUACGUCAGAUUAAACAAACGGGUGACUUUUCAUCUUUUGGAAGUGUCAGUGUAGUGGCCGUUGGAGAUUUCUUCCAGCUACCUCCUGUUAAAGGGAAGCCACUCUAUUCUGAUGGUGUAGGUAGCAACUUAUGGUCAAGCCUAUUUAAAGUUGUACAGUUAACUGAAGUCGUUAGACAGAAAGAUGCUGUGUUUUCUGGACUGCUAAAUAGAAUCAGAACUCAUACAAAAGGUACACCAUUGUUACCUGAGGAUUUAAAGGUUUUAAAAACUUGUGAAACAGGUGAGGCAAGCUCAGCAUUGCACAUAUUUGCAACAAAUAAUCAAGUAAAUAAUCACAACAUCCAUCAGUUAUGUCACGUUUGUCCUGAUUACAUAUCAAUUACAGCCAAAGAUUAUGUUAAUGAUAAAAGAACAGGCAAACUGAAGUUGUUGGAAGGGAAUCACGCCAGAGCUUCUAAUACUAACUUGUCAGAAGUGUUACAGUUGGGUAAGGGUGCGCGUGUAAUGUUGUGUAAAAAUGUGGAUGUCAUUGACGGUUUAGUAAACGGAAUUUGUGGUACUGUGACAGAAAUUAAAAUGUUAGAAAAUGACACCUUUCCUAAAAAAGUUUAUGUUCAGUUUGAUGACCAUCGUGUCGGCUUGCAGAGGAGGAAAACCUCCCAGUCUCUGUCAUCAAAUUUAGCUGGAUCUACACCUAUUGAACCCGAGGAGGAAAGGGCCACUGUUAAAGGUGGAUUACGGCGACAAUUUCCUCUUAAAUUAGCUUGGGCGGUUACGGUUCAUAAAGUUCAGGGACUCACUCUUGAAAACGCUGUUGUUAGUUUUAGGAAAAUAUUUGCACCAGGUCAAGCAUAUGUAGCACUUAGCCGUGUAACAAGUCUUUCAGGACUCACAAUUCAGGACUUUGAUGAAAAACGAAUCUAUUGUAAAGAUGACAUUACAGUUGCAGUUAGUAAUAUGACACCUUUUUUGACUCCAAACUCACAGUUCGACAGAUUUAACUCUUCUGCAUUCACUGUGUUUUUAAUGAAUGUCCAAAGUCUGAAUCGACACGUUAAAGACUUAGCUUUCUGCACACAGCAUUUGCAACCUAAUUGCAUUGCUGUCACAGAAACAUGGGUAUCUACAGACAGAUCAGAUGCAGUACAGAUUGAUGGCUAUAGUUUUUACAACUGCCCACGAGGUUUAGCUUAUUCUAGUACCCAUGAGUCAUUGAUUGCUUUUCAAGAACAACAACAUGGUGGUGUUGGCUUUUAUACUGCAGAUGGUGUGGCAUUUAAAAUGUUGCAGGCUCCAGACGUCAACUUGGAGAGUUUAGUGUAUAGCUUUGUUAACUUACACAUAGUACUUGGACUGAUUUAUCGACCUCCUUUGUAUCCCCUUUCUUUGUUUAAAGUUAAUUUAACAAAGUUGCUUGAUUGGCUGGAGGUACAAAGCGAGACAUUAGUACUAAUGGGAGAUUUUAAUGAUGACAUUUUAAAAUCAUCAACAAUAUUAAAACUUUUGACUGACAGAGGCUAUGCCCAAAUAGUCAAACAGCCAACAACUGAAAAAGGCACUUUAAUAGAUCAUGUCUAUGUAAAAUCCAACAAGUAUAUAACAGAAGCAUCUGUUAUUCCAACAUAUUUUAGUGAUCAUCAGGGCAUCAUUUGUGAUUUGACACGGCUUUAG